Messenger RNA from Folsomia candida, 2608 nucleotides. RefSeq lists its product as uncharacterized. The transcript is spliced from 6 exons. Gene Ontology annotation, molecular function: phosphatidylinositol binding. Bases 677 to 1819 code for a protein of 380 amino acids. Gene Ontology annotation, biological process: intracellular protein transport. Lineage: Eukaryota; Metazoa; Arthropoda; Collembola; Entomobryomorpha; Isotomidae. The record is from RefSeq and is a predicted model, not a curated record.
GAAAACUGUUUGCUGACUUUAAUAUAAAUCUGUGUCCCCAGGUUUCUUUCCACUUCAUUAGCCUACCAACCUUUCAACGCAAUACAAGUGUUCUCUGAUUCUCUCUCUCCUCUCUCCAAAAAGAUAACAAGUUUUUGAGGAAGUAUUUAAUUUAACAGACUCCUUAAUACAAUUUCUUUCUUAUUAAACCAAACCACUUGACUCACUACAAAUAUUUCACAGCAAACUAAUAAUUGCACAAGUGUCAGACUCAAAAAGUUAUUAAUUUUUCUCUGCUGCAAUAACAAUUAAAAACAGAUUAAAUAAAAUACGAAAUUGAGAGCCAGACUGUUUUUUUUCGUGACAUUGUGAUUUCAUUUCUUGGAUAAAUAAGAGUCUUUGAGAGUGUUGUUUAUUAAUUAAAAAGUUAUUGAUCCAGUUGGAGGCUUGGCUUGGUUGUUGUUUUUGUUUUUGAAAAAAAUAAUAUAUAAAAACCGUGUCUCUUCGACAAGUGGGGAACAGUUGAUAAGUGGUCGUCGAAAAGGAAACAUUUAACUAACAUAAUUUUAAACUAUCGAGAAGAUUUCUUAAUAGUUAUUAACAUUUAACUAAUUGUAAUUAAACUGCUGAGAAGAUUGUAGAACAGUUAACUAAUUGUAAUUAAUUAAAGUUAAAUUACUUCGGAAUUAGAAAAAAGAUGGGAGUUUUGCCCCGAUUUUACCAGCAGGAUAACGAGGAGGAGGUGACCUCCGAAUUUAGUGAUCUUUCGCUAACAUCGCAACGGGACGAGUAUGACGAGGACGAUUACGGCGUCACGGUGUACAACUUGGCGGAAUGCGAGUUUCCUGUGGGGCUCGAUUUCGAGGGGGGUUCGAGUGGGUAUUUCGCCAUCAUGGACAUGGGAGAACCAGUCACAAUUACUGCGAAGCAGUCUCGCUUUGCUGCCUCAACUUUCACAACGUAUCUGGUCCGUGUGGAGUCCAACUUUCCAACUUUGUCUCACAAAUUCUGCACUGUGAGGAGAAGAUACACAGAAUUUUGCUGGUUGAGGGACGAGCUGGUCAAGAAUAAUCGAAACAGACAAGUUCCCAAACUGCCUUCAAAGAAGCUCAUUCCGUUCACCAAUUUCAACGCGUCCUUCAUCCAAGAAAGGCUGACCGGGUUGUCUCACUUUUUGCAAAGAGUAUUGGAAAACCCCACAUUUCUGCGGGAUCCAGCCCUCCUCUUUUUCCUCCAGUCGGACCGUACCGUUCAGGAAAUGCUGGAUAUGCGAAAAUCGUCCUCCAUCCGAAUUUCCUCCUGCGCCGUCCAGAUCACUUCUUCCACCGGAAGUGACACCGUCUCACCGCUCCUCCGGUCGGAAGAUGACGAAUCUUCUUCUCAAGGUGACGACGAAGAAGAGGAAAACGUCGAUUUGACCCUCAACCCCGUCGCCAAACCGUCAAUUUUAUCCACGUCGCCAUCAGAAAGCUCAGAUUUGGGAAAGUUCGGUCUACUACGUGAUGUGGGCAAGGCGCAACCAAUUCCUGUUCCGUAUCGAAAGAAUAAUAAGAAAAUCGAGGAUUCCGAUAGACUUUCUACAUCCUCCUCGGAAGGUGAUUCUGGCCAUUUUGAAGCCUCUUCCUCCGCCUCUACGUCCCCCUCCACCGCCACCACUGGGGUCAGAGACGCCAACAAAAUUUCUCAAAUCUGGGCACGCCACCAGAAACAAAAUCGUCACCAAAACCACCACAGAUAUCUUGAAGAAGACGAAUACAAUACCGCAUCCCAACCACCCUCCCUCCUCCAGGUUAACGAAUUUCUCCUCUACAACCCCACGUGCUACUAUGUCAUGCAGUAAUUCACACCAAUUAAUUAAUUAAUCAUUAUUAAGUUAAUUGUUAUUACAGUCUGUAAAAAGGUAAUUGAUUAAUUAUUAAUUACUAGAGUAUUUUUCAUAUCGUUAAUCAUUAUUACAUGCAGUAAUUGACACCAAUUAAUUAAUCAUUAUUAGUAAGUUAAUUGUUAUCAAAAAGCUAAUUAAUUAAUUAUCAUUAAUUACUAGAGUAUUUUUCAUAUAGUUAAUCAUUAUUAACAAGCUAACUACUAGUAAUUAAGCAUUAAUUACUAGAGUAUUUUUCAAAUAGUUACAUAAUCAUUAUUAACAAGUUAAUUAAUUAAUUACUAAUUAUUAAUUACUAGAGUACUUUUUUGCCAUUAUUUAGUGUUUUUUUUUUGUACGUGAAAAUCCAAUUAUUUUCCGAAUUACUUAAAUACCAAGGACAUUAUUUACAUAGUCUGCUCGCUUAUCCACCAUUUAUUAACGACAGACAGCGACAAUUAAUUAAUUGAUAUCAAUGGUCCAUUCAUUUCGUGACGAGAGGAAGACGAUGACGAUUAAAUAUUUGUGAGGCCAUUUCCUAUUCCUCUUAAAGGGAAGAAAUUAUGUAUGUAAAUUAAGACCAACUUAUUUAUUAAGCAGUUUCCUUCCUUCCUUCCUUAUUUAUUUCUCAAUCAAUAUUAUUUAAAUAAAUGUUAAAUACAUACAUAUUAAAGUUGUUAAAUGUUAUUUAGAUGUUAUCAUUUAUAAAGUUUAUAACAAAAUUUAAGAGCGAAUUAAAUAAAUUAAAUCACUUCCUGCCAAUAUUUA